Syngnathus typhle (broad-nosed pipefish) is the source of this 2996-nucleotide messenger RNA. RefSeq names its product GA-binding protein subunit beta-2-like. Gene Ontology annotation, biological process: positive regulation of transcription by RNA polymerase II. The transcript has 7 exons. Gene Ontology annotation, molecular function: transcription cis-regulatory region binding; protein binding. The record is from RefSeq and is a predicted model, not a curated record. Gene Ontology annotation, cellular component: nucleus. Lineage: Eukaryota; Metazoa; Chordata; Actinopteri; Syngnathiformes; Syngnathidae. The coding region runs from base 816 to 2123 and encodes 435 amino acids.
AUGCUUGCCUCACAACAUCCGGGCAUAUUCCAGCCGUCUCCUUGUCUUACUUUUGGCCAGUAAACAAUUUGGCGCAGGCAAGCAUGCGUCGGUUGGUGCCCAAAGACAAAUAUUUAAAAAGUCGCCGUUGAAAAUCGCAACUUGUUCGUCCAGUUGUGUUCGGUACCGACUCGCAAUCGCGGACUACAAAGCCCUUUGCUGUCUUUAGCUUCGUAGCUAGCUAACAUCGGCAGACGUCCUGAGGCUGCCACCAAACCUGGACGCGGUGAGUCGCUUUUCGAUCACCCGGUGGAUAAAAGCACGUCUUCCCUUUUGUCGCCAACAUCCAGCCAGCAUGUGUUAAGCGUAUGAUGUUCGAAAGUGUCGCCGCAAAAGCGCCACCGAAGCGCCUCGACGCUGCACUCUGCAAGAAAAGCUAGCUAACCGGAUGUGGAAGUAGUUUUUUUCUCACUGUGUAAAAUAGGAAAUUUCUUGAUGACUUCCCCCGGAAAACCAACAACUUUAUAUUAAACGGUUUCCUGUCAGUUGUACACUACAUGUUCGGAGCUAUCUACAUGAGUUUGGCUGAUUUGUAGUUUACAAGUUCGGAGGGGGGGAUACGUGGCACAUGGCGGACUCUAUUCUGUCCGCAAGGCGCGUAAAAUGGCUACUCGGCCCGGCGAUAGAAGCUUCGUCUUUCCGAACUGCUCACCAUGGUGGUCACCGGCUUCCAUUAUCGGACGCCGCCACCCCGUUAGCAUAGGUGCUAACUUUUCGCUUUAAAGUUGCUCAUCCGUUUCUGCAAAUCAAAGAAACACCAGGAUCGCUUUGAACAAAUGUCGCUGGUAGACCUGGGCAAGCGUCUGCUGGAGGCGGCACGUAAUGGUCUGGAUGACGAGGUGAGGAACCUGAUGGCCAACGGAGCUCCGUUCACCACCGACUGGGUGAGUAAUCGUCCCUGUGCUCGAGUAUUUGACAGACAGAAGCAAGUCCUAGCGCGUGACCUCUGCCCCGCACAGCUGGGGACGUCGCCGCUCCAUCUGGCCGCUCAGCGCGGCCACUACUCCACCGCCGACGUCCUGUUGCGAGCGGGCGUCAGUCGCGACGCUCGCACCAAAGUGGACCGAACACCUCUGCACAUGGCCGCUGCUGAGGGGCACACCAUCAUCGUGGAGCUGCUAGUCAGGAGCGGCGCCGACAUCAACGCCAAAGACAUGCUGAAGAUGACGGCGCUGCACUGGGCGGCCCAGCACGGCCACCACGGUGUGGUGGAGACGCUUAUCAAGCACGGCGCUGAUGUGCACGCCCUCAGCAAGUUUGAGAAGACGCCCUUCGAUAUUGCCGUGGACAUCCAGAACACGGAGCUCAUGCUGCUGCUGCAGGAGGGCAUGCAGAACCAGGUGAACAUGAACCAGGUGAGCAUGAAUGUGGAGUCCAGCAACAGUGGCAACCAGCCGCAGUUCAUCAUCCAGGGCAUCCAAGGGGGUGUGGUCAACCUGGCCGACCUGCUCAACAAGGCCGGCACCGGGGAAUCCGAAGAGGCGAUGGCCGCCAACGCUCUGGACGGCAACAUCCAGCACGCCGCUGUGGUUAACGAGGGAGGCCAGAGGGUCAUCACCAUCGUAACCGACCAACACGGCAAUCUGCAAACGACCGGAGGCAUGUCGCAGCCCUUCUUCGUCACCAUGCAGCACGGACAGCAAAUGCUGGCGGUGCCCGCCAACACGGUGACGGAGGAGGUGGUGGCGGAAGAGUCACAGGCGCCGCCCUCCAGGAAGAGAAAGUUGGAGGUGACCAAUAACCACAACGACACGGGAGAGACAGAGCUGCUGCAGAGGCAGUUGCAGGAGGCCAACAGGAAGGCGCAAGAAUACCGGCAGCAGCUCAUGCGCAAGGAGCAGGAGGCCGAGGAGUACCGCAUCAAACUGGAGGCUAUGGCCCAGAGCCAGGCGGGCUCUGCCGCCGCCAACGUCAGCCCCGAGGAGGUGGUGGGCGGCGACGAGGAUGAGGACGCGCCGGCCGUGGAGGAGGAAGGGGGUGGCCAGAUGGUGGUCCUGCAGGAGGGAGGCAUCAUCGUGGAGGGCGACGAGGGCCGCGUCACGCUGGUAGAGACGAGCGGCGAACCCGCAGGGAUCAGCUCCUAACGCCCCCUUUCCAUUUUCUGGCGCUCUUCUCUAUGAGCGCCUCCGACAGAACUUCCCGGUCCUCCGCCUUCUCCGUGUCCUUUGUCACUUCGUGUUAGCAUCUGCAUCUCGGCCUUCACUUCAUUUUCUUGAUUCAACUUUAGGAUCAUAUGAUUGCUUCUGGGGAAUGUUGUUGGGAUACAAGCACCGAGUCCUCUUUGUGCCAAACUCUUUCCCACAUUCUUAGUAGGUAAAAAAAAAAAAAAAAACACCCAAGAAAUAAUUGGAAAGUGACACUUAUAAUUUAGAAUGAUGUAGUUGCUUCUCCGCAAUUGAGUUGGCGUGGGAAUUUUUUAGGGUUAAAAGAACCUACUGCUACUUUUUACCACACUGUGAAUGUGGCCAUUUCUCCAUUUUAAAUAUAGCUAUCAGUAGUAGCCUUGUAGGUGUAUCAGCAAAAUUGGAAACCAGCAAGAAAAUUGUUCCAGUUUCUAAGUGGGGUUGCCUACGAUUGGUAACGGUAAAUGGAAAAAUUGAUAAUGAAGGGAAAAAUGAGACGAAGGUGUCAAUUUUAUGUUCUUCUCCGCAAUGUUUCGCAGUUGAAAUGUGCCAGAUUCUUAGCUGCAGCCUACAGUAAAAAAAAAAAAAAAAAAGAGUGUAGGCUAGACCUUAAAUUAGAACACCGAAAAAACACUUAACUGCGCAAUCAUUUCCCCCUUCCUCAUCUAUACUGCGAGUUGAGUUUGAUAUAUAUAUAUAUUUUAAAAUUAAACUCAGCAGAGUAACCUUUUUCAAUGUACAUACAAAGUUGUAUUUUUUUUACUGUUCCUGGCUGCCUCGCCGUGUUGAUGAUAGCAAUGCUAAUCUUAUGAAUAUAAACACUUGUUCAUCAAA